AUGAGUGUCGUGCCAACCCAAGAUUUCAAAACUAGUGUAUCAACAAAUUCUCAAAAUAAGCCUUCGUCAUCCGUUGUCUCAGCGCUUCCAGAUACGUUCAGAUGUCAAGACGGAGGCGCCACGCCUCUCAGUACCCAAACAAACGGGAAGCAUCCAUUGGAGAGCAAGCUAAAAAAUUGGGAUCAGACCCAACGGAACAGGGACCUCGAACAAUAUCGCCGCGUCUUUGGAAUUGCCGAACCUAUGAAACGCGAGAUGGAACUGGCAAUUGUGCAGAACACCGACUUCAACCCCCUUUCAGAGCGUGCUGGAUCGGGUUUGCACCAAGACAUCCUACUGAACCGCGAGGCCUGUGUUGACUGGGAAGACGUGUAUCCCGGCUCGGGGAUCAUCGGUGGGGUAUCAAUGGGCAUGGACGUCCACGGCUCAAUCGAAAAAUCAUUGGGCAUUUAA
Lachancea dasiensis is the source of this 453-nucleotide messenger RNA. Lineage: Eukaryota; Fungi; Ascomycota; Saccharomycetes; Saccharomycetales; Saccharomycetaceae. The record is from the annotation of a GenBank genome assembly.